Linum trigynum is the source of this 4094-nucleotide messenger RNA. Lineage: Eukaryota; Viridiplantae; Streptophyta; Magnoliopsida; Malpighiales; Linaceae. The record is from the annotation of a GenBank genome assembly.
ACUGAAAUGAAGUCUCGAGUAAUAUCAUUGGCAGUCCGCGAAACUCGAAGAAACAAGAAGAAAAAAAGGGUACGACAGUUUUGGGGUCUAGUUGGGCCUGAGAAAAGUCCCAACACAGAAAGAAAGAAAUAGGCCUGUUCAUUCAGGCUGCUAAAAGAAUGGGCCACUGGGACCAGUAGGGAUUGGAAGGCCUCGUCUGUGGAGAUUUGGGAAGAAAACAAAAGCCCGCAUCGGGACGGUAGGAAAAGAAACGAGCCGGAGACCGGAGUACGGCAACCGCGUGGACUCGGUGGGUCAGUCUCAGUCAACUUAAAGCCUUAAUCAUCUCACACCUACGGUACCGGAAAUAUAAGUGGUAGGAUAUUUUAUGUUAAAAUCGUGGUUUAAUUUCUGUUCAACUGUUGCAUGCGGCUAAAUACAACCACUACAGUUUCGCUUUCGGCAAAAGUUUUUCUUGAUUGAACCGCCGCUACGAUAAGUGUUUUUCACUCCUUUCCUAGCCAGGUCCAACUUCCAAACACACAGGGGCGGAGAUACAUUGUAGCUAGGGUGGGCCCCGACCCCUAGGUUCUUAAGGAUAUUUAGUACAAAUUUUAUAAGUAGAAUCUUAUUAUGUAAAUUCUUUCAUGAAAUAAUUAUGUGGUCUAAUGGUAGCCAAACUUAACUUGUGUCUUAAAGUACACAUGAGUUCAAUUCACAUUGACAUUAGUUACAUAAUUUUUUUAAAUUAUUUUUGGCCCCCCGAUCUCGAAAUCCUGACUCCGCCCUGCAAACACAUACUUAUUAUCAUCAAUCAAAACCUCGGGAAACCUGUUUUAGCCAUUAGCUAGGUGCUAGUCAAACAAAAGGGAACGUGGAGAAAAAUCUCAUGAACCGAUCAAUAAACUCAAUACUUGCAUCCUACUGCUAAUCGACAAAUUCUACGAGCUGGACUAACCAGUAAUCACCGGUCUAUACAACGUGUAGCUAUACAAUCGAUAACAAAUCAAAUAUGAAAUUACACUAGUUCGUUUUGCUAAAUGUAGAUAAACUCUAGUAUAUGAAACAUGAAGUGAUCGAGUACUUAUUUAUGUCUUGCUCAUGGCACAAAGAAUCAUUGUGAGGGUAAAAAAAAAAAGCCAUAUUUGUUAAAAUAUUGACGAUGAUGUCCGAUUUGAUAGCUGUUAUAAAGUUCAAUGACCAUUGUGUAACUCACCCUAAAGUUCAAGAAAUAGAGGCCCUUUUCUUCAUUCCGCUGGCUUCAACGGCUAGUUCUUGUUUUCGUAUUAUUCCCACCUUUUCACAUCGCAGAAAAGGAUCCAAAAAUGGCCGGUCGACAAAAACCUCCGUCAGCUUUACAGCUUGGCCCCCCACUCCCUUCCCCCGCUCCUCCUUCAUCAAUCGCAGGAAUAUAAAACCCCCAACCAUGGACGACAGAAACAGAGAGAGGCGCCAGAGCAAGGCUACUGGAGAAACAGAGGAGCCAGCUUAUAUUCAAUGGCCAGAGAGAGGCUACGCAUCCUUCUCCGAGAACUGUCGCAUCGCGUUCGAACAUCGAUCCUCAUGGGGAAGAUCCGCCGGAUGAGCAAGACCGCCAGAGGUAAGAUGAAGCUGCGGAUGCUGCUGCUGAUGCUGAAGCAGAGCAAUAACAACAAUUGGGAUUCCAAUUAUUACAUUAAUAAUCGCCGGCGGCGUGGACAUGGGUUUGCGGCGGAACUACAGUACGAGGAGUUCUCUGCUUCUUCUACUCCCCUCAUCGUUUAUCGAGCGGGCCACGGCGGUCGGUUUCGGAGCAAUUAUCUCCACUCUUUGCUCUUGCUCUGCCGUCCCGCGUGUUUGGGAGGGUUGGACAACAAGGGAAGAAGAGGCGCCAACGUCAGGCUGUCGAUUGGAAGUAGUAAUUCGAAGUUGCCGGACGACGACGCCGUGUGGUGGGCGGAGCAGGAGUGUGAUGCUUUUCAUUCUGGGGUGAUGGUGGAAUGGAAGGGAGGGGAUGAAGUGGUGGCGGCGGCGGCCAUGGAGGAGGAGGAGGAGGAAGAGGUCGAUUCGGUGGACGAGAAGGCUGAGAGGUUUAUCGAGCGAUUUUAUCAGGAGAUGAGAUUGCAGAGACGCCAAUCCCUUUAGUUCUUUUAUUUAAAGCUCCAUUGCCGAAGUGAAAUCUGUUCGGUUUGUUCAUUGGGUUUGAAGUUCUCAUUUCUUCUUGUCGGUCUUACUUCAGUUUUCAUUUUUGUGUGUUGUAUUCUUUAAUUCUUUUCCAUCUCCGCAAGAGUUUUUGAAUGUUGUGGAGAUCCGAUCCAGCUUUGCCAAUUCCUGGUAUUUGGUGGGAAUGAAUGUUUCGAGUUUGUUGGAAAUUUGGUUGAACCGGAUUAAUCAAGUCAAACCGGUUUUGAGUUGGACCGACCAAUCGGUUUGGAAUUAGACCGACCGAACCGAUAUUCUAAUUCCGUGAAGGGACACAUUCCUUUGGCCUAGUGGCGGUUGCAUUAUUUUACGGAUAAUGAUAACCUUAAGGAUAAAGGCAACCCUUCAUAUGGAUAAGGACAACCUUUCAUAUGGAUAAAGACAACCUUUCGUAUGGAUAAAGACAACCUUUCAUGAAACAAUGCAUGGAUUCGGCCCCUAUAAAUAGGUGUGUAGGGUGCAUGAUGUCACAUACCAUCAAACAUAUUCUUCUUCUUUCUUCCAAAAAUUUCUAAGUAUGCUUUAGCGUUCUUGAGACUGGAACUUAAAGUGGUGAUAGUUUUAUCCUCGGGAGAAAUUUCCUGUAACCCUAGGCUUGUUGAGGGUGGAAAUAUUCUUUUCGGAAAGUGAACGUUGUUCACGACUCUAUCACUAUCCUGGUCACCCGGUCUCGGGCUAUCGUACGUAUACCCUCGUCCCUAAAAGUCCCAACAAUCGAAAAGAAUAUUUUUCCGGUACGAUGGCUCGAACCGCUCUUUACAAGAAACUGGUUACGGUGUAUGGAAUUAUGAGAAUUUUCGAUGAUGGGUAUUUCAUUGAUGAUAGUAGAAGAUGGGUUUUCUUCAUACUAGUCUCAUGGUGUAUUCCAUAUUCGGAAGGUAACUUGGAAGAGGGAUGAUUCGAAGAUGAGGAAGAAGGAGAAUGAUUCGUAAAAUGGAGAAAUAGACGAAUGCAAAUUGUCUUUGGGUAGGUCACAUACUCAAUGGUUAAUUAGUCUAAUUCUCUAUUCGACAUUUACGAAGUUCUAGAUAAACUUGGAUUUGUCUAGUGGUUUGGUGGUGUGAUUUUGUCUAGUGGUUUAUGUUAUUUUAAACCAAGGAGACAAAAUGUGUACACAAUUUAUGAUGAUUCUGGUAAUGAAGUCAUCCUACAUUUGUAUGUAUAAGACAUGCUUAUCUUUGGAGCCAAUAAAAAAUAAGUGAACUUUGAUAAAAAUUUGUUAUUUCAAUUCUCCAUGUAGGACAUGGGGGAGGAAAAUGUAAUUCUGUGUAUUGAAUCAAGCGGAACGACAAGAAAGAGUCAUUCUCUCAAUUUUUCUGCAUGAGAAGGUACUUGCAUAAAUUCCAUGUCAAAUUGGGGGCUCAAUGUAUCCAUGACUUACAUGAUGCUAGAUAUCGCAUAUGCGAUAGAACAAUUAAGUUGGUACGUGAUGAAUCCUAGUUCUCAUAAUUUGAAAUGAAAUGAGGCGUGUACUAGGAUAUGUCAAAGGCAGACUGUAUUGACUUAUAGUGGCUUUCCAUCAAUUUUGGAAAGGAUUUGUUGAUGUUAGUUGGAUUUCUCAUGUUAAAGGCGAUACUUCAACAUUGAGAUGAGUCCUCUUGCUUGGGAGAGGUGCCAUAAUUUGGGCCUCUAGAAAGCAAACUAGCAUCACUAAGUUUCACUAUGGAAUCAAAGUUUGUGUGGCCUUGAUUUCUCUUAGAGAAGAGACAUAAUUGUUGAGAGGUUUGUUUUAUGACAUAUAUUUAUGGCCUAAAUCAAUCUCACCUAUUACUAUCUUUUGUGAUAGUAAUGCUAAUUUGGCUAAGGCAUAUAGUCAAGUGAAAAUGAUAAGUACGGUCAUGUGGGAGUAUGGCACGGUAAAAGCUGUGAACUGAUCAUUCAUAGUGUUGUGUCUAGACAGUAUGACCAAACUCGAAUUAAUUUGGUUGAUCAUU